AUGGUGCAGGUCACAGACAAUGGUACUGUCUCAGAAGCAUACGCAGUGACCAACGGAGUGAAGAAGGGUUGUAUACCCGGCCCCAUCCUCUACGGCCUCAUGUUCACUCUCAGGCUGAUGGCGCCUACCGUGAUGAGCACCGUACCCCGAGAUUCGCAUCGCCGACAGCCAUCUCAACAGCCCGGUGUAUGCGUGGCAGUUCGCGUCUCCUUGCCCUCCGCUGCAAGAGAAGUGCCCGGAAAUGCAGAUCCACCCCUAUACUACAUUCGUGGACUUCACGAAAGCCUCCGACACGGUGAUCCGCCUUUGUCAUGCUGCCUUCCUGUCCGCCUCACAUUCCUUGUCGAUACGCUGCUGGGACGCGCGGGGCUUGUCACCAGCCUCGCGAGUGCUCCAGGCCAAUCAACGCUGUCACCCCUCUGA
Spirometra erinaceieuropaei is the source of this 423-nucleotide messenger RNA. NCBI's taxonomy places the organism in Eukaryota, Metazoa, Platyhelminthes, Cestoda, Diphyllobothriidea, Diphyllobothriidae. The record is from the annotation of a GenBank genome assembly.